Bipolaris zeicola 26-R-13 is the source of this 2985-nucleotide messenger RNA. RefSeq lists its product as uncharacterized. The coding region runs from base 1 to 2985 and encodes 994 amino acids. Gene Ontology annotation, biological process: regulation of DNA-templated transcription; DNA-templated transcription. The record is from RefSeq and is a predicted model, not a curated record. Lineage: Eukaryota; Fungi; Ascomycota; Dothideomycetes; Pleosporales; Pleosporaceae. Gene Ontology annotation, molecular function: DNA-binding transcription factor activity, RNA polymerase II-specific; zinc ion binding; DNA binding. The transcript has 4 exons.
AUGUCUGACUAUUCGGCGUCGCCAUCCGACCAUCACAGUGAUAUCCACGCACCAAAACGCAAAGCUACCCAGGCAGGCCUCGAUGGUCACACAAUCGGUCGUUCGGUCAAGAGGAGGGCUUCCAAGGCUUGUCAAUGUUGUCGAGCUCGCAAGGUGCGAUGCAAUGUCACAGAGCAUGGCGCUCCCUGCACAAACUGCAGACUAGAUGAAGUCGAAUGCAUUGUAUCGGAGAGCAGGCGCAAAAAGUCAGUGUCACAUUUUGUUUCAAUGCAGUAUUUCCAAAUUUCCCACCGGAUGCGACCUGCGCGGCAGUUAGAGAUCGUCGGCUCCGAUAUGCAAUGUCGUACCGCAUAUGGCAUGUUCAGCCUGUGCAACAGUCGCGUGCAACCAACAACUGCCGCUACGCCAUUUCUGACCUGUGCACGCCGUGCUGACUCCGCGAAUAGGAAAUGGAGCAAAGACGACGACCAAGGCACAGAAAGCACCACCUCUUCAGGAAAUGUCACUCGCAAAAUUGCGUCGCGUGACGCUCUAGACGGUUCCCAGGGACUAAACUCAGCCACAUCGCGGGCGUCACAUGAGGCGGAAUCAAGACGAGACGAGCACGUUCCUCACUCGAUAUACCAAAGCCAUGGCCAUCGUGUCAAUUCCUCUGCGUCCAUGUCGGAUAUGCGGCGCCGGCUUUCAAUUACCUCGCAAAUCAACAACCUACCAAAUCUGCCUUUUUCGCCUUUUUCAAAUGAGCCUCGAGCUCCAUUUUUCGGAAGCCUACCGCAGAAGCCUGCGCCUGGCGAACUUCCAAGAUUCAUCAAGCCUCUUCCGUCUAAAAUCGGGCCUGAUGAGAUUUCGUAUCUGGAGAAGAAGGGUGCCCUGAACGUGCCUAGGGGAGCCCUGCGUAGCGAGAUGCUGCGCGCCUACGUGGAAUUUGUUCAUCCAUAUAUGCCAUUAUUGGACCUCCACGACUUCCUUAUCAUGGUAGACGGCCGAGACGAACGCAAGGGCAAAGUCAGUUUGAUCUUGUUUCAAGCGGUCAUGUUUGCAGGAUCAGCAUUUGUUGAUAUGGAACACCUGCGCGCUGCGGGCUAUACUUCUCGCAAGGAUGCCCGCAAGGACUUUUUCCAGAAGACUAGGGUAAGUUCAGAACCCCUUCUUUCACCAGGCGGCUUGGCGUGUUACAGCAGCCCAAUCGGUCCGCAACUAUCGGACGGCAUGCCCAUGCACCGACUUUCCGACCCCGUGCCAGAUAGUGUUAAUUUGGCUACUGCAAACUUGAUUCUCUAUGACUUUGAUUACGAAUCCGACCGCGUUUCGCUGGUCCAGGCACUGCUAUUGCUGACGUACUACUAUGAGACUCCUGAUGACCAGAAAGAUACCUGGCAUUGGAUGGGCGUUGCAACGUCUAUUGCCCACACUAUUGGCUUACACCGAAACCCUGAUAACACCAACCUUGAUAGCAAGCGCGUCAAGCUCUGGAAGCGAAUAUGGUGGUCAACUUACAUGCGAGAUCGGCUUAUUGCGCUCGGUAUGCGCAGACCUACAAGGAUAAAGACCGAGGACUUUGAUGUGCCAAUGCUUACUCUGGACGAUUUCGAGCUUUCACCUCUGCCAGAGGAUGUUACAUGCCUUCCAGCGGAUUGUCGUAUUGCCAGAGAUGUGGAUGUGCAACGGCAGUUGGCCAUCCUGUGUAUUGAAAAGGCCAGGCUGUGUUUGUGCAUCUCGCAUGUUUUGUCCAAGCAAUACUGCGUGCUCAACAACAACCAGGGCCUCCAAAACGACCGUACAACCAUGAUGUUGCUUCCCAAGAAGCUGGAUCCUGAGACCAGUGAAGUCAAAGCAUGUGAUGAGGAUCUUCAGAGAUGGGUAACGGAACUGCCUGAAGAGGCAAAGUAUACGGACAAACCAAGCGGCGUUCCAGCUAUCGAUCUUGCACGAUCACUGCUGCACAUGGUCUUUUUCACUACAUUGUCCGCGCUGCAUCGGCCCCAGGUUCUACCAAACUCACAAGGUGGUCCAGCGAGCGCUCCAACAAAGAGCAACGUCGAACCCGAGCUUCUUGAUGUUUCACGCCGCAAUGUUCGCCGCGCAGCUUCAGCAAUUACAUCGAUUGCUCAGCGGCUUGAACAAGGUGGUCUCGUCAGGUAUCUGCCAACAACCGGUGUCACCGUUCUCCUUCCGGCCAUUAUCAUCCACUUGCUUGACAUCAAGGCGCCAGAAGAGGAAACACGACGAUCUUCCCUACGAGGCUUUUGCCAGUGUAUGGCCGUCAUGGGCCAACUGCGGGAUGUCUAUGCCGCUGCCGACUACUCUGUGGCCUUCCUCGAGGCUGCAAUCCGGAAAGCAGGCAUUCACGUUGCGCCCGUAGCCGCCCAAACUUCACCCGUAGCCAAGAGCGCGCCAGCAAGGACAGUCGAAGAACUCGUAGACGCCGGCCGACGACUAGAUCUCGUCAACGAAGCAUCGACAACCAUCACAUCAGCAACAUCACAAACCGUCCGCCCCUCAACUCUCACACCACCUCCUGACCACGGCACCACAAACAUGCACGCCCUGGAAAAACACAACAACGAACCAAAUGUAACCGACGAAGAGGUCGCCCGCCGCCUCGAAACCUUCCUCGCCUCCACACCCCCGGAUUCGGACCACGAGCACAUGUCCAGCAUCACGAUCUCGCAAGAGAGCCCCAUAGUGACCGCCACAGCCGGCCUAUCACACUCUCACCAUCACAGCCACAACGACAUGGCGGACAUGAACAAGUGGAGCGCCUUCGAUCUCAGCGCCUUCUCAAUCAUCAACCACCACCAAGACGACGAGAUGCUCUUUUCAAGCCUACCCCUCAACAACGAGUUUGACGACGGCGAUUUUGACAAGCUACUCAACAUGGAAGCCGUGGGUGAAUCGCAUAAUUUUGACGAUGUGACGUUUGAUUCGGGCAAUGCGGGGAACAUGGGGCUUGGUGAUGUCGAUUGGCUUGUUGCCGCGGAAUAA